This is a messenger RNA of Manduca sexta (tobacco hornworm), 1906 nucleotides long. Its product is annotated as organic cation transporter protein. The record is from RefSeq and is a predicted model, not a curated record. Gene Ontology annotation, molecular function: transmembrane transporter activity. Gene Ontology annotation, cellular component: membrane. The coding region runs from base 65 to 1612 and encodes 515 amino acids. Gene Ontology annotation, biological process: transmembrane transport. The transcript has 5 exons. Lineage: Eukaryota; Metazoa; Arthropoda; Insecta; Lepidoptera; Sphingidae.
ACAUAUCUCUAUAAUGACACGCGCUGCCCAAUAAUCGUAAAGAUUACAGCGUUUUAUUACUUUUAUGAACUUUUUGGAUCUCGUAUGUGAAUAUGGGUUAUCAAGCGAUCACUCUGAAUCAAUUCUAGAGCUCGUGAUGUAUGUAGUGUUGGAGAACGAUACGAAGGAUGUUGAGAAUCACAAAGUUGACGAGGAUCCUAUAACGAAGAUUAUCGGAGCUAUUGGAAAAUGGCAGAUUUGGAUAUGUUUUGUCGUGUUCCUCGUCAAGUUUCCCGUCGCAUGGCAUCAAAUGAGCAUCAUAUUUCUUGCGCCACCGAUGAAUUUUACGUGUUCCCACCCCGCUGAAGAAUUUGACAAUGUCUGCCACGCAAAUUGCACUGAUUAUGAGUACGACCAUAGCGUAUUCAAGGAAACCAUCGUCUCACAAUGGGACCUUGUUUGCGACCGACAUUGGCUGAAGAACUUGACUCAAACCAUAUUCAUGCUCGGCAUUCUUGUUGGGAACAUGAUGUUCGGUCAUCUCUCUGACAGAUUCGGAAGACGAAUGCCAUUUCUCGCUGCGGUGUUUCUUCAGUUAAUAUCUGGCGUGACAACUGCUUAUUCUGUCAAUUGGUAUAUGUUCACAACCCUUCGAUUUUUCCUUGCUGUUGCCACUGGAGGAACCAUGGUCACGAGUUUUGUCCUCACCAUGGAGCUAAUCGGAGCAAAAUACAGAGAAACUGUGGGAAUUAUCUAUCAAAUACCAUUUAACCUGGGACAUCUUACUCUGCCUCUCUUUGGAUAUUAUCUUCGUGAUUGGAACACGUUUCAACUAGCCAUAUCGUUGCCAUCAGUUAUAUUCCUAAGCUACUAUUUCUUACUACCCGAAUCACCAAGAUGGCUCCUAACUGCUGGCAAAGCGGAUGAAGCUGUGAAAAUUUUGGAAACUGCUGCCAAGAGAAAUGGUCGGUCAAUAGAAAACAUCGCAUCUAUGACGCAGAAGAUGGUAGUGGAAGUUACUAGCAAAUCUGAUGACCACGCUUCGUUCUUAGCUCUAUUCCGCACUCCUAAGCUUCGUGCUAGAACUAUUGCCAUCUGUUUCAACUGGUUCGUGUGUGGGCUAUGUUUCUUCGGAGUCUCUCAGUACAUUGGUCAUGUCUCCGGAAACAUCUUUACUAAUGUCGCUAUAUCGGCCGCUAUCCAGGUUCCUGGUACAUUAAUAUCUAUAUACGCUAACAGAGUUUUGGGACGUAAAAUAACUCUUAUCAGUGCCAACUGCAUAACAGGACUGAGUUGCCUUCUCAUCAUAAUCAUACCGCAGUCGGGAGCAAGCCAUUUGACGCUGGGAUGUAUUGGACUAUGGGGCAUGAGCAUAGCAUUCGCUACAGUCUACUUAUACGCUGGAGAAUUAUUCCCCACUGUGGUCAGAAAUUCUGGAGUGGGAUUAUCUUCAACAGUCGCUAGAAUAGGUUCUAUGGUAGCUCCGUUUGUUGCGACCCUCGCUCAUACAUACGCCUGGCUGCCACCUUUGGCAUUCGGAAUAGUACCGUUAAUAGGAGCUGCUCUUUGUAUUAUAUUGCCUGAUACCCGUGGAAAGAAACUGCCAGACACCCUAGAAGAAGGUGAAGCGUAAACUAGGAUCUCCUAAGAGCCAUCUGAGGGCUAACUUUGUUACAUAAAGUAUUUAUAACAUUACGCUAGAUGAAUUUUGUUUGAUUUAUGACAAAAAUGUUACGUACAAGAAGCGUAUUUUUGUUAUAACCAGUGAUAUGUUAUGAAUCUGAUAAUGUUAAGCAUGAUAAUGUAGUAUCUUACGUAUCGUCAUAUCGAUGUAUUCUUCCUCGUCUGCAUUUAGGCGAUAAUAAUGAAGUUCUAUUUAUAUAGGCUGUGAUAAUUAAGAAUUGUUUAUUAAAUUUUGAUAAUCAUA